This is a messenger RNA of Owenia fusiformis, 1616 nucleotides long. The record is from the annotation of a GenBank genome assembly. NCBI's taxonomy places the organism in Eukaryota, Metazoa, Annelida, Polychaeta, Sabellida, Oweniidae.
CAACUUCCGGGUUAUGACUUCCGGCGACUGAAACGUCUACAGAUUUGACAUUAUUAUCUCUUAUGAGUGAAAUGUAAAGGAGCAGAUGUAUGAAGAAGCAAGUGGUUCAUAAAGAUUGCCUUAUAAGGCUCUAUGUGGCGAUACCUUGUUGAAAAAGAAGAAUUGAGGGAUCUCCAGCAGUAAAAAACAUGACAGGCCAUAUGACUGGGCCCAAGAAGCAGGCGCGGGAAGCCUUGUACAAAGUAGAAGGGAUCCUUCAACCAAAAGCUAAACUUGUAAAGCAGUCCUUGUGUUCUUGUGGGUUUCUGCUCUUGGCCUUGCAAACAAUCGGUCUCAUUCUUUUCUAUUAUGUCUUCUCUAUAGGGCUGACCUUCUAUAAUCAGAGGUUUAUUAAGAAAUUUAGCUACCCCAUGUCCCUUACCAUGGCCCACUUUGUCAUUAAGUUCAUCCUGGCAGCUGUGAUACGUUCUUUAUUAGAGUGGAGGAAGGGUGAACCAAGAAUUAUGCUACCUUGGCCUAUGUAUAUAAAAAAGCUGGCCCCAACAGGUCUCACAGCAUCUGUAGAUAUAGGACUGUCCAAUUGGAGCUUUGAAUUUAUAACUGUGUCAUUGUAUACCAUGACAAAAUCAGUAGCCAUACUAUUCUUACUAUUUUUUGCAAUUAUUAUGAAAUUAGAAAAAAUGAGGGUUGGCUUAAUAUUUGUGGUGCUAUUUAUCGCUGGCGGUCUCUUCAUGUUCACAUUCCAUUCGACACAAUUUAACCUUGAGGGGUUCAUACUGUGUUUGACAGCGUCCGCUCUUAGUGGUCUUCGCUGGAAUCUUGCUCAGAUUGUUACGCAGAAAAAGGAGAUAGGUUUAUCCCAUCCUUUAGAUCUGAUGUACCAUGUACAACCAUGGAUGAUUGUAGGACUACUGCCACUUGCUGUGGCAUUUGAAGCUGUUCCCCUGGCAACAACAGAGAACUUCUUCAGAUUUCAUGACACAAAAGUCCUCCUCACAAACUUAGGCCUAGUCGUUCUAGGAGCUUCACUUGCAUUCUUUCUCGAAUUCAGCGAGUUUCUACUAGUCUCACGUACAUCUAGUCUUACUCUUUCUAUAUCAGGAAUUUUCAAGGAAAUCUGCACAUUAUUUAUUGCCUUUGAAUUCAACCAUGACCAGAUCAAAUUCCUAAAUGGUUUAGGGCUGGUUGUCUGCAUAAUCGGAAUUAUUAUACACGUCGUAAUGAAAGCAGUAAACAGAGGUGAAGAUGAUGCAGUAAAUGACAAUGAUGGAGAUGAAACUGAAAUGCUGAUGUUAAAUGGAGAAGCCAACACUGAAGGAGAGGAGAGCGAAGACGAUGUAUUCAAUGUGAGGACUGAUAGGUAGCAUUUAUUGUUCAAUGUAAGGACCGAUAUGAAGCAUUUGUUCAAUGUGAGGACCAAUAGUAAGGAUUUCCUGCUUUCAAUGUGAGGACCGAUAAGUCAAUCAUUUGUUCAAUGUGAGGACCAAUAGUAAGGAUUUCCUGCAUUAAAUGUGAGGACCGAUAGGUGGAUCAUUGUUCAGUGUGAGGGCCAACAAAGCAAUACUUGGAGUGACUGUGAUCACUAGCACUUAAUCGACUGUUUCAUUUGAGAAUUA